AUGACUCAUAAAGCUUAUUGUUCUUUCCUUCACCAAAAGGCUAGAGUGCAUUUGUUGAAAGAGGGUGAUGAAAACUCAACUUUCUUUCAUGCAAGUAUUCGAGCCAGGCAUACUCAAAACAGAAUAUAUUCGAUCAUAGAUGAGAAGGGAACUUGGCAUGAACAGCCAGAUAAGGUCACUGAAGCCUUUUUACAGAUUUAUACUACUUUACUGGGUUCUAAAAUGGCUGAUAGAGGACAUGUUAUACAAAUAGUUGUAGAAGAGGGUGCUCUUGUCUCUGAAGAACAAGGCUCAAUGCUGAUGGCUAACUAUACGAAUGAUGAAGAUAAUUGGGAUAUUGUCGACAAUGAGGUUUGUGAUGUUGUUUUGUCUUUCUUACAUUCGGGUAGUCUUUUGAAAGAGCUUAACUCUACAGUGCUCACUUUGGUCCCUAAGAGUAAGUGUCCGAAUGUUGUGAGUGAUUAUCAGCCAAUCGCUUGUUGCAACGUAAUCUACAAGGCAGCAACAAAAAUGAUAUGCUCAAGACUUCGUCUGAUACUUCCUUCUCUGAUUGCACAAAAUCAAGAUGGCUUCGUUGAAGGGCGUUUUAUAGCCCACAAUAUUAUGAUGUGCCAAGACUUAGUGAGACAUUAUGGGAGGAAAAAUGCAAAGCCAAAUUGCAUGAUUAAACUUGAUCUCCGGAAAGCUUAUGACACAUUAGAAUGGGAUUUUUUUGGAAGAAUUGCUAGCUGCCUAUAA
Molecule: messenger RNA, 738 nt
Organism: Humulus lupulus (European hop)
Lineage: Eukaryota; Viridiplantae; Streptophyta; Magnoliopsida; Rosales; Cannabaceae
Exons: 2
Coding region: 1-738 (245 amino acids)
Source: RefSeq, a predicted model, not a curated record